Molecule: messenger RNA, 652 nt
Organism: Psammomys obesus (fat sand rat)
Lineage: Eukaryota; Metazoa; Chordata; Mammalia; Rodentia; Muridae
Product: X-ray repair cross-complementing protein 6-like
Exons: 5
Biological process (GO): cellular response to X-ray; double-strand break repair via nonhomologous end joining; cellular response to gamma radiation
Cellular component (GO): nucleus; Ku70:Ku80 complex
Molecular function (GO): damaged DNA binding; telomeric repeat DNA binding; double-stranded DNA binding
Source: RefSeq, a predicted model, not a curated record
GGAGGAGGCAUAGAACUGACUGGUGGUGGAGACUUCACUGAGAGUCUCUGCCUGAAGUGACAAGCCAACAUGUCAGAGUGGGAAUCCUACUACAAAACCGAUGGCGACGAAGACGAAGAGGAGGAGCAGAGCCCUGACGCAGGUGGAGAGUAUAAAUAUUCAGGAAGAGACAGUUUGAUUUUUCUGGUUGAUGCCUCCAGGCCCAUGUUUGAAUCUCAAGGUGAAGAUGAAAUCACACCUUUUGAUAUGAGCAUUCAGUGUAUCCAGAGCGUGUACACCAGUAAGAUCAUAAGUAGCGAUCGGGAUCUCCUGGCAGUGGUGUUCUAUGGAACCAAGAAGGACAAAAAUUCAGUGAACUUCAAAAACAUUUAUGUCUUACAAGAUUUGGAUAACCCAGGUGCGAAGCGAGUGCUGGAGCUUGACCGGUUCAAGGGACAGCAGGGAAAGAAACAUUUCCAAGACACAAUUGGCCAUGCAUCGGAUUACUCUCUGAGUGAAGUGCUCUGGGUCUGUGCCAACCUCUUUAGCGACGUCCAGGUCAAGAUGAGUCAUAAGAGGAUCAUGCUGUUCACCAAUGAAGAUGACCCCCAUGGCAAUGACAGUGCCAAGGCCAGCCGGGCCAGGACCAAAGCCAACGAUCUCCAUGACACUG